AUGGUUAAAACCGGUCGAUUGGAAAUGAUGGACUCGUCCGAGGCAGUACAACUCACGGACUUCAACUCUAGCAGCCGCCUGCGUAUAUGGGAUCGCAUGAUGGAAGAAGAAAAAGUGAUGAACCACACGACAUCAUUGGUCGCUGGUGUCGUCAUCUCACCACUCCACGAUUUCAAAUGGUGGUUUGUCAAGUAA
This is a messenger RNA of Peronospora matthiolae, 195 nucleotides long. The record is from the annotation of a GenBank genome assembly. NCBI's taxonomy places the organism in Eukaryota, Oomycota, Peronosporomycetes, Peronosporales, Peronosporaceae.